AUGGAAUCACUGUCAAGCCUCGUUGCCUUGGAGGAAACUAAAGCAUCUUCAACCCAUGCAGCGCCUUGGACGGCUGAAUCCACGUUUAGUGACGCUGCUGUUACGCAUGAGGCUUCUCCUCCCUCGUUGGAUACUGGCAAACGCAAUGAACGGCAUGAAACAAGCUUCACUGCUAGGAGCGCCUGCCUACAGGGCAUACCUUGCGACGACCAUGGAGCCCAGAUGAAGCCAAAUAUAUAUGGUGCUGCUUGCGGUGAACACACGCAGCCUGCCCCAGAAGUGGUGGGCCACGAUGUAGCGCUUCCAGCAGUCGGCCCACAGGGAGGAAGCCUGGGGAUUGAAGUGUCAACUGAAUACGUCAUGGCACUGCAGGGUGCGGGUCAAUUUAAUGUGUGGGAGCCGGUCCUCCGCAAAGUGCUUCCAUCUCAGGAGCACUCCCUCUUGCUGGGCCAGAUCUGCUUCGAUGUGACAGAUGGGGACCAGCGGGGCUCUUGGUUGCUACCGGAAGAGCUACUGGCUGAGUGGAUCGCAUCGGCUGGUGAGGAUCACGAGGACAGACAAAUCUUCACUAACACGCCGGUCAGUGAGGAAGAACAGGACGCCAUAGAACAGGUCCUCUUGCAGCUUCUGGAAUCACAGGAAGAGGAUGUCGAGAACACAGCAAGUCGAGAUCCCAGCACGAUUUUGGGGGUACAACCAGUCUGGUUGGAACAACUCGUGCUGAGAUACCUGUACAGCUGUUCUUUUGAUACUCAAAAGACCUUCGACCUUCUACAAUCAACACUGUCUUUCCGGAGACAGCAGCUUCCCGUGCUUGAGUCUGAAGUGUACUAUGAGCUGCGGAGCUUGGGCGCAUGUUAUUGGCAUGGAAGGGACAGGAAGUUGCGGCCGCUUCUUGUAGUCUCACUGCAAAGAUUGCAACAGCUGCAGAGGGACGGUGGGGUGGAAGAGAAGGUUACUCGCCUUAUCAUCUUUUGUCUAGAAUUCUUCCUAAGGUACUUGUGCGUCGCGGGAAAGGUCGAAAGUUGGUGCAUCCUGUGUGACCUGAGUGGCGGAGGCAUGGACGACAGCGCGGUGCUUCCGCCUGCGAUGGGUGCCCGCCCCCACCGCGUUGGAGGCGCAUGUGAUGCGUUUUGUGCACAGAAUUGGUACCCUUUCCGCUUUUACCCGGGGCCGUUUGAUCCGGAAGUGGAAAGUAGCCCAAGCGCUGUUGAAAGAGGAGUUGUUCGUUGGGACAGCGAGCCGGCGUUGCACACCAGGGUCCACCCCGUCGUUCACUGUGGAGUAUCUCUCCACACGUCCAUUUUGCGAUCCCGCAGCCCAGACCGAAGUAUUUCACUUUUCCGAUAUGCAGCGUGGCUCCGUCAUCUUCCUGAACUGCAGUUAGCUCCAACAACAGUUGUAUGGGCAAAGCGUAUGGUUUGCCAUCACCUGGUGGCGCAUCAUAAGUGUUUAAUUCGCCAUCUGAAAGGGAACUCGUUGGAAACAGCAGUGGAUCAAGAUGGGCGAGUUUGCAACGAGUCGGCCACCGAAGAACCCGGGACUUUGUCUGCGGUUUCAGAUACAAAGACAUGUUUGGUCACAGUGGAUGCCAGCUCACAGAGCUCAAUUGAGCAGUUGUCACCUUCUUCUGCGAUGAGAAAGACACCUGGAAAAAUGUCUAGAGCAUGUACUGGGCAGCGUUAUCCUUCGCAGAGACUUCUAGGUGGUGAGAUAUCUUCGACGGCUUCUUCGCCACCUGACUGCCUGCUUGCGCUGCUGCCAGAGAGUAUAGCAGCCCACUGCAGUGAGUCACAUAGCUUUGUAAUGGAGCAUUCACUCGCGGGCUACACAGAAGUAUUACCAGCCGGCAGCUUCAAAGUUAUGGAAUCUACAGCAAGGCAGGCAAUGUCCAUGUUCGCUUCCACCAGCUCAAAGGCAUGCAUAACAGUGAUACGACUUCACAAGGCACGCUUUUGUCUCAUUACUGAAUCUCUUUCAGCGGCAGCGCUUGUUGCUGGGUCGUUUAGCGUCUCUUCUCAGCGGCGCGCCCCUUUAGAGGAGCAGCUUUGUUCGGUGUGGCAGUAUUCUUCUUCGCAUGCCCGCUCGAUAUCGAUGCACACUACUACUGCUACGUCCGAGAGCGCUGCGAAGCCUCGCGACGAAGCGCAAAUGGCUCGUGAAACCAGUGCGAUCUCCCGAGUGGUGAACGUGAAGUUACAGGCUCUGUCUAACGGGAUCAUAUUUUCGAAGCAGAAGUGUAUGGCACUGCUCGAAGAAGGGCAGGCGGCGCAAGGCUUGAGCUCGCUAAAGGUUACGCGCUUAUUUAAAACGCAGGGGAAAAACGAGGAAAGUCUGGGGGCUGCAUUGUUUGAGUUGAACAAAUUUUAUGGAAGUUGUCACGAGCCGAACGCGCUGGCUAUAGGAUGUCAACCCUCCGUGCAGCUAUCAUCAGAUGCUGAGAAGGAGAAUAUAGGCUUUCGACGUGCGGAUAAUUCAGUCGAGAAAGCGCAUUGCCGAGACAGAUUACUGUCACCGCGGCAUCUCAGCGAAGGUAGCAGCUUCCUUAGUGCGGCGGGGAAGUGCGGUAGGACCAUCGCGCGGACAUGCUUGACAAUGCGAGGAAGCAGGCGAAACAUGCCGGAUGUUUCGUUAGGAGGAUCCAGGGCACCAAAUUUGCGCGGAAUUAGCGAGGCAGGAACAAUGGAAACGCCAUCACGCCUCUACUUGGAGAAAACAUACCAUCGUAUCGAAGCAGAGGUGUAUCCUUGCAUUCAAGGCAUCAAGAAAGGAUAG
Molecule: messenger RNA, 2775 nt
Organism: Eimeria necatrix
Lineage: Eukaryota; Apicomplexa; Conoidasida; Eucoccidiorida; Eimeriidae
Exons: 5
Coding region: 1-2775 (924 amino acids)
Source: RefSeq, a predicted model, not a curated record